CGGAGCAGAGCGCCACCGACCGGGGUUAGGACUGCUCUUAGUUGACUGCCGAUGUCAGACCGGAACAGUCAGUCAGCCGGUAAACGCAGCGUGAAAUUCGCUUGCGACGGGCGCACGUAAGUUGAGUAAUCCAUCCGCCGCGCGACAAAAGGGAGGUGCCGAUAUCGCAACAUCGCUCCGGCUGGAUCACGGAACGAAGGGGCACGCGCGUAUGCUGGAGUCCCGUAUCGAACGCGCGGGGUUGAUGUCGCAUAAUGCGAUACCCAUCGCAAUGUUCAACCGGCAGCAUCGAUACGACGUUGAGCGAAGUUGGUUUCGGUUGGUUACAGUUGUUGUGUCUGAUAGUGAAUUUGCAGAAUUUCAGAAAUAGCUUUGCAAAACGGGAGAUAACAAAGGAAUCGCCCAGCGGCGGUGGUGCGUUAGAUUAGUGGACAGUGAGAAGAAGCACGACGGAUACUAACAGCAACAGUUCACGACUUUUGUGAUAAGAAGUGAUUAAUUUACCUGUCAGCAGGAAACAAUGUACAUGCGAAUAUGAGUACCCAUGUUUACUCAAGUAAUAAGCGAAUGUAUCGCGAAAAGUUGUUAUUUGAACGAGGAUGUUUUCCAGCCAAUAUCUUGACACGAUAAAUCAAUUCAAAGGCGAAUAAGCUAGAUCAAAGUAACCUAUCCCAUUCCAGUGGAGCUCCAUGCCGAGACCUGCAUCGCCAUCUGGACUCAACAACACCGGUAAGGACAAUCUAGAUCAAAACAUAAUCGUCAUCGUAGGAUGGAAACAAGGACAUAAAAUCUCCACCCCCCCCCGAAAACGAAAUAACAAAAGCAGGUCAGCGAGCUCCAGCCAAAGCUCAGCCAGAAGUUGAUUCUAGCACGUACCCAAGUGCCAAGUGGGGAAACUCCUCAAAGGGCAUUAGAAGUGGCGGCGGUCUGAUUUACCCCACGACGACAGCACACAACACACGCCUGCCUCAGAAUGGCGACGACGAUUAAGAAUGAAAAUAUACAAAUAAGUGAUAAUGGUGGACCAAAGACGACGGUGGCCGCCGCCGCCGCAGCAGCAGCACUAAUACAUCCACUGGCACCGAUGGCGACGGCAAUGACGAUGGCCACCGCUCCUCUCGAGGUGCGAGACGAGACGUCCCAAAACGAGAAAUCAGUUCACACUCAGCCAUCGCAGCCGUCGAAACGACAACCGGGAUUACGCGCGUGGUUCCGCAAAUCGAACACUUGUGGCAGUUUGUACGUGAAGUGUAGCUGCAAUAACGGGCUCCCAUCUGGGGAAUCGCCGCACGCCGGUUCGGAAGGGGACGGAACGGCCAAGGGCAUAGCAGAGGGCAGCCAACGGCACCACAGUCAUCACCACAGUACUAGGCCCAUUUCAACCUCGGAGAAGGACUUUAGGAAGAUCAAGGUUUUGCACGCAUUCGCGCAUCCGGACACAACGACUGUGUUCACCGACAAAAAUAAGUACGCCAGCAAUUUAGGGGAAUCGCCGACACGGGCCUUGAUCACGUCUGCUUUAUCCGGCGAAUUUGAAAUAGUUCACUCGACACAUUCCAAGAGAUUGUCUGCUCCAAAUUUUAAAGCAGAUUACGCAUUUCAUCCUGAAUUUGUGCUCAAUAAACUUACACCCAAACCGAACGGACUGAUUCAGGUGGAGAAAACUCCCUCCAUUAGCAUUCCAUCGCCGAGGAAGUCAUUUCUCAAAAAGAGCUCCAAAAGCUAUCCGGGAUUGUCCCCAUCUGACAGUAGCGUAGAUUCGAUCGGACGAUCGUUGGCACACAACUAUUCCGCAUCUUCUAGUGUAGACGAAGUAACUGAAGAGGAAGAGCAAGGAGUGCACCAAAGUAGUGAAGAGUUUCCAAGUUCGCAGGACUCGUACAUAUCGUUCAGUGCAAAGCCAGAACCUCCAGGGAAUUCAUUCAGUAACAGCAAUAUCCAGGAGCUUUCGCUCAAAUAUGCAGCAAUCAAGGCUGUCGAAGAACAGGAUGUCCAUGAGCAAUCUUUGACGAAGCAAGCGGAAGAAAUCGCGAGUGAUAGUAACGGUCAGUUGAAAGAUAGCAUCAGCAGAAAGGAUUCCGCCAUCCAAUGCUGCAGUGAUAGUGCUUGUGAUAGUGAUAACUCUAGCAAUAAUACUUGCAACAGCUCCAGCAGCAGCCCGAAAAGUCCCCCCUCUCUGCUGCAGCAGUUCAGUCGGGCGUUUGUUUCCUCCGCCCCAGGAUCCCCAAUCGCAUCGACACCGACACCGCCGCUAGACCGUUCCGCACAGGAGUUUUUCAUCCAGUCCGGCAUCCUCGGACCAAUGGGCAAUGGAUCGUCGGUGCUCAUGCGGAAGACCUCCAAGAUCGUUCCGAACGUGGACGGUCCGGUUAAGGAGAGGAUUCGCAAAAACUCCAAACUGAUGUUCGGUAAACGUACCAACCUACUGAGCAACGGCAAUCGGCGCAAGUCCAUUCCACCGGAAAACAACUGUGAUAGCUUCCAGUCGUACGGAAGCACCCCCACGCUGGGCAAUGAUAUCAAAAGCAAACCGCUCGAGGACGAAAUCCUAUACCUGCGGCAGCAGCUGAAAGUUCGCGACGAGGAGAUCAGUAAACUCAAACGGGAGAUCGAUAAACUGAAGAGUGUACUCCAGCAGACGACCACGAGCAGCUUGGAUCGAUCACAGAAUGUAGGAAACGACGGGGGAGAAGCAGAUGGGGCUCCAACAUCCAGCCCGAAGGUACAAACGGUUGAGGGUGACCUGCUGUCCAGUAUACAGACAAACUACGUAAUGGCCGGUCAGCAGUUGCCCAUGUCCGAAUUGUAUGGCAUCACCGGCAAAGGCUUCAAGCUGGCCCACUCAAAUCAAGCCCCCGGAUCCGUCGAAGGGUCCUUCCGACAGAAUAAAGGCGCUACACUCAUGGCAAUGAAAAAGCAAGGCGUUUCAGGCGAAAGUUGUGAACUUAUGAGCAGUCAUUCGGAUAUCAAGAUUCCCAAAUACGAAAAAGAUUAUAGUGCGAAGCAGCUCAUCAAGGAUGCCAUUCUGGAGAACGACUUCUUCAAGAACAUCGACUCGCUGCAGAUUCGCGAAAUCGUCGACUCGAUGUACAGUCGUGAGUAUCGCUCCGGGGAGUACGUGAUUCACGAGGGACAGGCCGGAUCGCAUCUGUACGUGUCGGCCGCCGGGGAGUUCGAAGUGCUGAAGGACGGCAAGUUCCUCGGGUUGAUGGGCCCUGGGAAGGCCUUCGGCGAGUUGGCCAUUCUUUACAACUGCACCCGCACGGCAUCGAUUCGAGUGUUAAGUGACUCGCGAGUGUGGGUGUUGGACCGACGUGUCUUUCAGCAGAUAAUGAUGCGAACCGGGUUGCAAAGGAUAGAGGAAAACGUGAACUUUUUGCGAUCGGUGCCACUGCUGAAGAAUUUGAGUAACGACGUACUUACAAAGAUUGCCGAUGUGUUGGAAGUGGAAUUCUACCCAGCGGGAGCAUACAUAAUCCGCCAGGGAGCUGCCGGUGAUUCGUUCUUCCUCAUCAGUCAGGGCACGGUAAAGGUGACUCAACGUCUGCCGGGAGGCUCCGUCGAGGAGGAGAUACGCAUCCUGGGCCGCGGGGAGUACUUCGGCGAGAAGGCCCUCAUCAAGGAGGACAAACGGACGGCCAACAUCAUCGCGAUGGCCCCGGGCGUCGAGUGCCUCACGCUGGACCGAGAGUCCUUCACCAAACACAUCGGAGACCUGUGCGAGCUGCACGAGAAGGACUACGGCGACGAGCAGCGGGUGCUGGCAUUCCGCAAUCUGGAAAACAAUAACCGACCGUCGUCCCUGGAUACCGUCAAACCAGAACUGAUGGAUGUCGAAUUGAGAGAUCUGAACGUGGUUGGCACGCUCGGAGUGGGCGGAUUCGGACGCGUGGAACUAGUCAAACUGGAGCGAAGCGGUGUGGUGCAGGUGUUCGCCCUUAAGUGCAUGAAGAAAAAACACAUCGUCGACACCAAACAGCAGGAGCACGUGUUUAGCGAGAGGAAAAUUAUGCUGGCUUGCCACAGUCCGUUCAUUACGCGACUGUACCGGACCUACCGGGACGAUAAAUUCGUGUACAUGCUGCUGGAGGCUUGUUUGGGGGGCGAGGUUUGGACGAUCCUGCGGGACAGGUUGUACUUUGAGGACGCGACCGCCAAAUUUAUUGUGGGGUGUGUGCUGAAGGCGUUCGAGUUUUUGCACGCUCGGGGGAUCGUGUAUCGGGAUCUGAAGCCGGAGAAUUUGCUGCUGGAUUCCAAAGGAUAUGUGAAGCUGGUGGAUUUCGGAUUUGCCAAGUUUAUUGGCUAUAGUAGUAAGACAUGGACGUUUUGUGGAACGCCAGAAUACGUAGCACCGGAGAUAGUGCUAAACAAAGGUCACGAUCGCUCGGUGGACUAUUGGGCGCUUGGAGUGCUCAUACACGAACUGCUGACGGGAAUACCGCCCUUCGCUGCAGCCGACCCAAUGAAAACGUACAACAUCAUCCUGAAGGGCAUCGACAUGGUGAACUUCCCGAAGCACAUGUCCCGUGGGGCAGUCAGCCUGAUCAAACGACUCUGCCGGGAUAUCCCCACGGAACGGUUGGGCUACCAGCGAGGUGGCAUCCAGGAUAUUAAGAAGCACAAAUGGUUCCAAGGCUUCGACUGGGAAGGCCUCACCAAUCAAACGCUCAAAUCUCCACUGCAACCGAAACUCAAAGGUCCGCUGGACAUGUCCAACUUCGACGUGUUUCCAGCGGACACCAGCGUGCCUCCGGACGAGGUAUCCGGUUGGGACGAGGAGUUCUAAUUGUAUAUAUGAUGAGCAAUAUAGGUGCAGUAUAAUGAUGCUAAUCAGAUGCGUCAGAGUAUCUUCAAAUGAUGAGCUUUACCCAAAAAACAAAUCUAGAUGAUAUGUUAGAAAUUAGAGUCACCAGGUUGACUUGUAGGAACCUCAAGGCCUUAGAUUAUGUUAGGAGCUAUGUAUAUUAAAUUUCUCAAAUUGUUUGUAGAGUCGCGCACGAUUUAUGUGUCCCUCUUAAUAAAGUACUUGACUAUUUUGAUGAGCUUUA
This is a messenger RNA of Armigeres subalbatus, 5048 nucleotides long. RefSeq names its product cGMP-dependent protein kinase, isozyme 1 (gene Pkg21D). Gene Ontology annotation, molecular function: cGMP-dependent protein kinase activity; ATP binding. Gene Ontology annotation, biological process: protein phosphorylation. The record is from RefSeq and is a predicted model, not a curated record. Lineage: Eukaryota; Metazoa; Arthropoda; Insecta; Diptera; Culicidae. The transcript has 12 exons. Bases 974 to 4786 code for a protein of 1270 amino acids.